AUGCUGUACGAGGAGGCUGCACGAAGUUGUGGCAAGAAGGUGCGGCGAGGUCUGAGUUUAGAGACCUGGCAAAGUGAGUGUGCAGAAAAGGAAGAGCCUAUAACUAGCACAAAGCAGCAUUUUCUCCCAAGUCUAAAACCAAGGCAAGCUCCUGAUGAUCCGGACAGACUUGGCCCACAAACCAGCGACCUACUCGAUAAUCAACUUCCUGAACUCCGUCCUCAAAGACAGCAUAUGGGCGGCUUUUUUGUGCGCAUUGUCCCUCGACCAACUUGGAUACCACCGGCUGACUGGUCACGCCUAAUCGGCCGCAAACGCCGCCAGGCGAUCUAUUUCGGACCCCGCCGGCAUGUUAAUGAACUAACAAAAAACUGUUCUCAUUUGCAGAGUGCCGAGCUUAGCAUUCUUCAAACAAAUAGGAUAUCAACGCACUUGGACCUGGCCCAUGUCAUUUGUCAUGGCAACAUCAAUGACCAUCACCUGCGUGUGAACUCCCUGAAAAAACUCAAUUAA
Protopolystoma xenopodis is the source of this 513-nucleotide messenger RNA. NCBI's taxonomy places the organism in Eukaryota, Metazoa, Platyhelminthes, Monogenea, Polystomatidea, Polystomatidae. The record is from the annotation of a GenBank genome assembly.